This is a messenger RNA of Carassius carassius (crucian carp), 1249 nucleotides long. RefSeq names its product odorant receptor, family 55, subfamily E, member 1 (gene or55e1). The transcript has a single exon. The coding region runs from base 23 to 994 and encodes 323 amino acids. Gene Ontology annotation, molecular function: G protein-coupled receptor activity; olfactory receptor activity. Gene Ontology annotation, cellular component: membrane. The record is from RefSeq and is a predicted model, not a curated record. Gene Ontology annotation, biological process: G protein-coupled receptor signaling pathway. NCBI's taxonomy places the organism in Eukaryota, Metazoa, Chordata, Actinopteri, Cypriniformes, Cyprinidae.
AUGUCACCACAUUCAGAGGGCCAUGAUUGAAGAACUCCAAGGAGCAAACAUCUCACAUACAAAAUUCUUAUUUAUGGGAUUUCCAGAGAUCUACAAAUACAGACGUCUGCUUUUUCUGCCAUUUUUUCUAAGUUACAUCUUGGUUGUGGUGGGGAAUUCUUUGUUACUUUCUGUGAUCAAAAAUACCGAAAGUCUUCACAGUCCUAUGUACAUACUUGUGUCUGCUUUGGCGAUUGUCGACAUCAUUGUACCCACUGCCAUUAUCCCAGCAAUGCUUCUCAGUUUCCUCUUUGACUUUAAUGAGAUAUCUUUAACUGGAUGUUUGACACAAAUGUUUGUUACUCAUUUCUUUUCUUCUGUAGAAUCCACCAUACUUUUAACUAUGGCUUUAGAUCGUUUUGUGGCCAUUUGCAAGCCACUACAUUACAAUGAAAUCAUGAACCCAUCCAUGUUUUUGAAAGCGCUUCUUUUCACACUGAUCAGGAGUGGCACUAUAAUGUUUGCGUUGGUCGCUUUAGCUGCACCUUUGUCUUUUUGUGAGUCUAACAUUAUCCAUCAUUGCUACUGUGACCACAUGGCUCUUGUUAGCUUGGCCUGUGAUUCAAUAAGCAAAAAUAAUGCAAUGGGACUGGUUGUGAUUAUCUGUUUUGUGGGAAUUGACAUAUCUGUUAUUUUCUUCUCCUAUGUAAAAAUCUUGCAUGUCGUGUUGGGGGCUGCAGCCAGAGAGGAUCAUUGGAAAGCAUUUCAUACCUGCGGUACACACUUAAUGGUUAUGAUGUGUUUUUACUUUGUAGGUAGUAUUACCUUUCUCUCUCGAAAUCUUAAAAUUCCAAUCCCAGUUGACGUUAAUACCUUUCUGGGUGUGAUGUAUAUAGUAUUUCCUGCAAGUGUCAAUCCAAUCAUUUAUGGUGUGCGGACAAAAGAAAUAAGGAAUGCUUUACUGAAAAUGUUCAAUAGAGUUUCCAUUGUAAAGGUUUCAGCGAUAAAGAUUUGAGUGUCUGGGCAGUCUUUUAAUUUUACACUUUUUCUAUUAAGUGAUCACAGCUAAUGAAACAAAAAAUGUUUGCAGUACUAUAAGUAGUCAGAAACAGUCAUAAUAAAGAAAUAAACCACAUUAAUCUGCACACUCUGAGAAACUUAAGUCUGUUCAACUGUGAGUUUCAGAUAAACACUUUGUUAGUAAAGAAAACUCUCUUGAUUUACUAACUUGUAACCCAGCCUGUUAAUGUUAACUAAUGUCCACUUUUGU